Apis laboriosa (Himalayan honeybee) is the source of this 4569-nucleotide messenger RNA. Its product is annotated as apical junction molecule-like. The coding region runs from base 84 to 3002 and encodes 972 amino acids. The record is from RefSeq and is a predicted model, not a curated record. The transcript has 4 exons. Lineage: Eukaryota; Metazoa; Arthropoda; Insecta; Hymenoptera; Apidae.
CAGAGCUCCAAGGAGCAACACGAGCAAUCCUACGAGUCGCUCCCCCAAUCCUUUGGAUCGAACAGUCGUUGUACACCAGCGAGAUGCGGCGUACACGGUACGUUGCAUUGCCAGUGAGGGCUUGGCAUUACGUCGGCCUUCUGGUGGUCUCCCUCGCCUGCCUCACGUUAGGCCUGGUCUCCAGGGACAAGGAAGGCCGUGCAGGAAGUUUGGCGGGACCUGAAUUAAAGCACCAAGCACCUCACGAAGUGGAUGCGUGCCCUAACUUGACUCCUUUCACCAAGAUGCCUUCUUGCUCGAGCUUCGAGCAGGACCAAACCAGGAUUUCGACGACGACCACAGCAACUUCUAUCACACCGGCUGACGUCAGACUGUCUCGAUCUCGUAGCUUGGAUCGCAUCUCCAGAACUCGGUCUCGUGAAGAUGUUAGGAGGGUGGAGAGAUCGGAUAGACGGGGGACGAGCAUCGAGAACAAUCGUAGGGUGGAAUCGAGACUUAGAAGCGAAAGCCAAGACCGCUUGAGGCCUGCGUCCGAUCCUUCGACUCGACUUUCUCGAUCGCGAAACUCGAGGGUUGCGUUGCAGGAUCUUGAAAGAAGGACGUUGCUCGAGAGGUCUGCCGAUAGGCGACGCGAAAUAAACGGACGAGUAAAUGAUUCACGAGAACGUAUCGCACGAUCUUUGGAACGGCUAGCAUCUACGGAUUUCCGUCGAGAAAGGAACGAUCGAUCGUUGAGGGAUAGGCGAAAUGACCGUAUGCAGUUGGCGACCAGACGCGAUUCUGGAUUGGAGCAAAAUCGUAGGUCUCUUACAGGACAACGAGAAGUAGCUGGUGAUCGAGAAAGAGUUAGUCGAUUGGAUCGUCGUAUGGACGCAAGGACGAACGAACGACGGGACUCUUCGAUUAGAUCGUUGAAACGGUUUGGAGAUGAAAUGGAACGACGAGAGAGAAACAACAGAUUGAAUUUGGCUCGUGAACGACGCGAAUCUCGACUCGACAUCAGGGCAUCUGAACGAGUUACUCGGGAUUCGUCUCGCGAUCGUAGCUCAGAACGACGAAUGCUCGUAGAAUCUAAAAGAAAUUUGGAAAGGAGAUCCACUUCUGUCGAAUCCAGGAAUCGAAUUGAAGAAAUCAAAGCUGAUCGGAGACUUAUGGAACAGAGAGCUAAUCGUCGACUUGUGGAACAGAGAGUAGAUCGCCGACUCAUGGAACGAAGAGCUGAUCGUCGACUUAUGGAACGAAAAACUGAUCGUGUUAUGGAACAAAAUGUUGAUCGUAGACUUUCGGAAGAAAGGACUGAUCGUAGAAGGAUGGAUCGUCAAGUUAUGGAACGAAGAACUGAUCGUCGCCUCAUGGACCAAAAAGCUGAUCGAUCUAUAGAACGAAAAGCUAACCAACGUCUCGUAGAACAAAGAACUGAUCGUCGUCUCAUGGACCAAAGAGUUGAUCAUCGAUCUAUGGAACGAAAAGCUAACCAACGUCUUAUGGAACAGAGAAUUGAUCGCAGUCUUAUGGAAUCAAAAACUAACCAACGUCUCGUAGAACAAAGAACUGAUCGCCGACUUAUGGACCAAAGAACUGAUCGAUCUAUAGAACGAAAAGCUAACCAACGUCUCAUGGAACAGAGAACUGAUCGUCGAUUGAUGGACCAAAGAGCUGAUCGAUCUAUAGAACGAAAAGCUAACCAACGUCUCAUGGAACAGAGAAUUGAUCGUCGACUAAUGGAACAGAGAACUGAUCGAUCUAUGGAACGAAAAGCUAACCAACGUCUUAUGGAACAGAGAACUGAUCGCAGACUUAUGGACCAAAGAGCUGAUCGAUCUAUAGAACGAAAAGCUAACCAACGUCUCAUGGAACAGAGAACUGAUCGUCGAUUGAUGGACCAAAGAGCUGAUCGAUCUAUGGAACGAAAAGCUAACCAACGUCUCAUGGAACAGAGAACUGAUCGCCGACUUAUGGACCAAAGAACUGAUCGAUCUAUGGAACGAAAAGCUAACCAACGUCUCAUGGAACAGAGAACUGAUCGCAGACUUAUGGACCAAAGAGCUGAUCGAUCUAUAGAACGAAAAGCUAACCAACGUCUCAUGGAACAGAGAACUGAUCGUCGAUUGAUGGACCAAAGAGCUGAUCGAUCUAUGGAACGAAAAGCUAACCAACGUCUCAUGGAACAGAGAAUUGAUCGUCGACUAAUAGAACAGAGAACUGAUCGAUCUAUGGAACGAAAAGCUAACCAACGUCUCAUAGAACAGAGAACUGAUGGUCGAUUGAUGGACCAAAGUGCUGAUCGAUCUAUGGAACGAAAAGCUAACCAACGUCUCAUGGAACAGAGAAUUGAUCGUGGACUAAUGGAACAGAGAAGUGAUCGCCGACUGAUGGAACAAAGAGCUGAUCGUCGACUCAUGGAACGUCGUCUCGCAGAGCUAAGGACCGAUCGACGCGUUUUGAACUCAAAACGAUCUAUGAGACAAAGGCUUGACAUUGACGGACAGCGACGAAUUAGCACUACGCCUACUCUUCUCGCAAGUGACAUUCGAUCCAAUGAAAAGGAACAAAGAGAAAGAGUUCGAGCAGUUUUAAUAUUCUCUCGAGAUAGAUCCCUAAACGAUAUUAAACGAUCUCGUUCCGUAGACAGAGAACACGUUCGCUCCACAGACAGAGAUUCUCGAAGACAAUCAAACUCCCGAGAUUUAUCGGAAGAUUCAAUAUUUAUCCGAAGGCAUAUCCGAUCGUCAAGGCUUCCGAUUCAAGAACGCAAUUCCAGAAUUCCUGUUAAUACACGUUCAUUAGCAAUGCGAGAUAAAGUUUUAACCCAUAACAAUGAAUACGUACCUAGAAUGGGCGGCACGGAAUUCCUGAAACAAGAGAGUCACGUUUCGUUCGACAUUAUCCGCCAGGCAUUUGUAAUUGGUCUUUGUACAAUGUAUGGAUUAUCCAUUUUUUAUGGCAAACGUUCUUUCAUUCGCAACUUCGUGAGGCAGGCACCACAAUUCAUUCUAUGGUAGAAUCUGAUCCAAGAAGGAAUAACAAUUUGCUACUCUCAAGAUUUGCUUUUAAUCACUGUUUUUAGUAUAAUAUUUUUUGGCAUUGCUAUGUAUUUAACAAGAAACUGUAUAUUAAUGUACAGCUGAUAAAUGUAUCCUGCAUAGAGAUAGAAAUGUGUCGCAUGUAUUUAAAAAUAUAUAUUUUGUCCGAAUAAAUUGUUCAAAUUAAACGUAAUGUAAAUGUAUUCAAUAUUUUCCUGAAAUCAUUUUUCCAUUGCACAUCUAUUCCAUCACACAUCAUAGAAAAAAGACAAUAGCACAAAUGCACAUAAUAUAAUAUUAUAUAAUAGCAAAUAUUAAGCUGAAUGGUCAAAGAGAAGAGAAAUAAUUUAUUAUUAAAGUCAUAAUCUCACGGUUUGUACAUCAUGGCUGUUUGGCUUAAAAGUAAUUAUAAAAAAAUGCAACGACAUGUAUCCAGUCUUGAAAAAGUGACUAUACUCUGUGUGAUUACAAUGAUUUGAUAAAAACAUGAUUUGAUAUAACUUGAAAGCAAAGAAUUAUUUUCUAGGAUCAUCGCGUAACAAAGUGUAACAAAGUUUUUUUUAAUAUUAUUACAUCUAGGACACGUCGAAUUUGUGCGAUAUGCGUGUGCUUCGUUCGUCGUGAGAGUAUAGAGUCAAACUAUUGCUAAAACGUUUAAUGAUGGUUCCUAAAAUGUAUAUAAAUAUAUGUGUAUAAUAUAACUGGACGACUUGAUUAUAGAUGGAUUCGUUGAUCGCGAAAAAUGAGUGAAUAUAAAUAGAAAAUAAAUACAAUUAUAUAACUGAGUCGUUCGUGUUUAGCAUAUCUUGAAAAAGCCUCAUGUAAAAAAUUAACUCCUAUGCAACUUUGGAAAAUAUCUUAUUUUCUCAAGAUGCUUCCUAUACGUUCAUAUGGUCUGUCUAUCCAUUCGUCAAAUUGACAAUAAAUACAAGGCUAAAGAUAGUUCCGAUUUGGAAGCAGUCAAGUUUUCGACAAUUUUUAAACCUACGUUAUUAGAUAAAUAAAAAGUUUGCUUUUAGUAAAUAUAGAUCAAAAUAUUUCUAUGUUUUCAUUUGAUAUUACGAUUAUUAGUUUUAUUACUCCAACUAUGGACGUUGUCCAUGCAUAUUGCACGCACAAUGGCAAGAAGGAAUGUCGACGAGAAGUUACGAUAAAACAGUAACUUUGUUAUUUGUUCGUCUUUUCUUUUGCGUAACUUUGGCAGUGAUCCCAGUCAAUCAUUAUGUUACGAACUUUCCCAGGAUCGAUAUGAUUUCACUGAAUUUCCAUAUCCUAUGGUAAGAAUAAUUAAACAUAUUGCAAACGCGACCAUGAACAAUUAAUCGUGUUGCCUUCGUGGAAAGAUCGAUAAAAAAAAAAUAUCGAUCAAACCUUUUUGGCUGUGCAUCCACUUACAUAUUUAUAAAGUGCCUAACAACAUGAUAACUUCUAACAAAAACCUAAGAUACGUUUCAGUACACUUGAACAUACGAAUUAUCACAAUGCCCGAUAACGAAUCGAGAAAUUACAAUUCUAUCGAUUUCUCGAUAUUUCAUGAGCACCACCU